GUCCGAGAUCGUGGAGACUCCCUUAUCUCUCGUUCCCGUGCCCCGUCGGAAGCAAAUCUCUGCAACUCCGGGCGCCUCCCUGCCUCGUGUUUGGUUCGGGAGGUUGCGGCUGAUUAGCAAGAGAUCCGAGAGAGAUCAAGGAGGAAGGAAGGGAAGAGCCGAAAUCAAAUACAACGACUGCACGACAAGUAACUGCUACUGAGCUACUGAUUGGCAGCUUUGACAGCGAGAACAACCUCCACAACUUACCUCAAAUCUCAUUAAACGAUGGCACAAAAGGUUCAAUUCCAAGACAGACUGUCGACCGCGCUCCUGGCUGCCGGUUCGAGGCCCGAAUUCGACCACCACAACGGGCACGGACACGGACACGACCACGGGGGUGUAGCUCAUCUGCACGACGCUGCCACCGGAACGUGGACACCGGUAGAGCAUGGACAUACGCAUGAACAUCUGGAAAACCCAGGGAAAUAUUCCGAGCGCAACAUGCCCGAUUUCUCUGCUAGGGAUUUCGAAGAGCGAGCGUUUACUAUCGGGAUUGGAGGUCCUGUCGGGUCGGGAAAGACCGCUUUGCUCUUGGCCUUGUGUCGGGCUUUCCGGGACGAAUACAACAUCGCUGUGGUGACCAACGACAUCUUCACAAAGGAAGAUCAAGAGUUCUUGAUCAGGAACAACGCGCUCGAGGAUCAAGGUCGGGUCCGGGCUGUCGAGACGGGCGGUUGUCCGCACGCCGCUAUCCGGGAAGACAUCUCGGCCAACAUGCACGCGCUGGAAGAGCUGCAGGGGAUCUACGAGACCGAGUUGUUGUUCGUCGAGAGUGGCGGUGACAACCUCGCAGCAAACUAUUCGAGAGAAUUGGCUGACUACAUCAUCUACGUCAUCGACGUGAGCGGAGGUGACAAGGUACCACGUAAAGGCGGACCCGGUAUCUCGCAGUCGGACCUCCUUAUCGUCAACAAAAUCGACCUCGCGCCCUAUGUCGGAGCUUCGCUAGACGUGAUGAAGCGAGACGCCGCCAUGAUGCGAGAAGGAGGUCCCACGAUCUUUGCCUCGAUCCGUCACGAUGAUGGCGUGCAGGAGAUCAAGGAGGCCAUCCUCGGGGCUUGGAAAGUGAGUGGAGCUCAAGGUAAAGGUCGUCCGCUCGGCAACGCAAAGGGCAAAGCCAGGGCUUGAUUGGUAAUCGGGGCAUACAACACAUGACACUCGAAGCCAAGCGGUUUUCUUUUGUGCCGCAUCGCUUGCAUGCCGAAUCGAUCGCUUGCAUGCCGAAUCGAUCGC
This is a messenger RNA of Filobasidium floriforme, 1275 nucleotides long. Its product is annotated as urease accessory protein UreG. Gene Ontology annotation, molecular function: GTPase activity; nickel cation binding. The coding region runs from base 268 to 1170 and encodes 300 amino acids. The transcript is spliced from 10 exons. Lineage: Eukaryota; Fungi; Basidiomycota; Tremellomycetes; Filobasidiales; Filobasidiaceae. The record is from RefSeq and is a predicted model, not a curated record.